Messenger RNA from Parnassius apollo (apollo), 996 nucleotides. The record is from the annotation of a GenBank genome assembly. Lineage: Eukaryota; Metazoa; Arthropoda; Insecta; Lepidoptera; Papilionidae.
AUGGCCAAAUGGGGCGAAGGAGAUCCUCGAUGGAUUGUAGAAGAACGACCUGAUGCUACUAAUGUAAAUAAUUGGCACUGGACUGAAAAAAAUGCUGGACCUUGGUCAAAGGACCGUCUAAAAGAAUUGCUAAAUAAUUUAAAAAUAACUCAGAAUGGUGUGGACUGUAAGGUAACAGAGGUAGAAAAGGUCGAAGGAGAAGCUUCAGCGAAUAAUAGGAAAGGAAAAUUAAUAUUUUUCUAUGAAUGGGAUAUUAAGCUGAAAUGGGAAGGACAUCUCGCAGGCUCCAAGGAUGUCGUAAAAGGCGAAGUACACAUCCCGAAUCUAUCGGAGGAAAAUGACGUCAGUGAGGUAGACAUGACGGUAACAAUCAAGGGGAGUGGAGAAGAAGCUCAGAGGUUGAAGGCAUUUAUGCAUAAUGUAGGAAGGGAUGAAAUCAGAAAACAACUCAAAGAGUAUGUCAGAAGUCUGAAGGAAGAAUUCUCUAAAGGCUUAAUACUACCGAAGAAAGGAGAAACAACUGUGAAACCAGAUAGUAUCUCCACAAUAACAAGUGGCUUUAAUAAAAAAAUAAAUAUGGAACCUGUGAUAUCAACACAAAAUAAGCAAAUAGGUUGUAAGCUUGAUACAAAAACUAUUGAACUGUCAGAGACUUUCCAAUGCAGAGCUGAUGAGUUCUAUAAUGCCAUGACAAAGAUAGAAAUGGUGACUGCUUUCACUCAGGGACAUGUAAAAAUGGAGGUGGAGAAGGGAGGAAAGUUUGCAUUAUUUGGGGGCAAUGUGACUGGAGAGUUUAAAGAACUAGUGCCAGGGAAGAAAAUUGUUCAGUACUGGAGAUACAAGCAGUGGCCGGAACAACAUUUUUCUGAGGUCACUUUCACCAUUGAGGAGAAGGAUGACCACACUCUAGUGAAAUUGAAACAGGACUUGGUCCCUGCUUCCGAAGUAGAACAAACCAACGAAUUAGAUCCAAUUGAUGCUGAGGAAAUAAUAUGA